AUGCAUCUAUUCCUCGUCCGGCACGGGGAGACAGAGCAUAAUAUUGCCGGUCUCCUUGCUGGCGUUUCUGAUUCAAGAUUAACCAACCAUGGAGUGGCGCAAACCCAACGGUUAGGUAGAUACCUCACGACUCACCGCAAUUUACGAUUCACACGUAUAUAUGCCUCUGAUCUUCAACGAGCGUAUAUGACGGCCGAAGAGCUUCAGAGACACCAAGCGGCCAAGUCCAUUGGCGAGCAGAGAGUACCAGAGGUCGUCAAGCUCGAGCUUCUGAGAGAACAAGAUUUUGGAUCAUUGGAACUUGCACCUUGGACCUCGAGGCGGGCACAACAUGCCUUUGAUCCUCAUGUGCCGAAUCAAGAAGAUCCAAGUUUUAGGCCACAGGAGACCGCCGAGAGCAUGCAAAGCAGGGCUGACUCGUUUUUGGCCGAUUUCAUUCUCCCCUUGCUCGCUACAUACCCAGAUGAUGCACAAGACACAGUACAGGAAUGCGUCGCAGUCGUCUCCCACGGCCUUUUUUUGUCGGUGUUAUGGCAGUCGCUAUUAAGCAAGUUUAAUGCUCAUCGAGUGACUCUUGGUCCCAACGUUGAAAUCCUCAGGUACGGCCGACCCUUAGAGUACCUUCCGGCUUGGAACAAUACAGCUUUCCUGGAGUUGACAAUUCACCGGGUCCCGACCAAAAGCACGACGUCACGGAAAAUCGAGCCUGCAGUGGGAAAUCAGAGAAUUUUACUACCACUUAGCGGACAUUCUAUGACUGUUCAUGUCAUCAAUGGCAAAGACCACUUGCUUGAUCUCAAGCGUGCGCCGGGUGGUCUGGGUUCAUCGCCUUAUGACGCGCGUCAGAAAAGCCUGGAUGGUUUCUUCAAAGGUCCAAAAUGCGGAGGGCCUGGCUCUAAAGGCAUUCCUUGA
Messenger RNA from Rhinocladiella mackenziei CBS 650.93, 912 nucleotides. RefSeq lists its product as uncharacterized. Bases 1 to 912 code for a protein of 303 amino acids. The transcript has a single exon. NCBI's taxonomy places the organism in Eukaryota, Fungi, Ascomycota, Eurotiomycetes, Chaetothyriales, Herpotrichiellaceae. The record is from RefSeq and is a predicted model, not a curated record. Gene Ontology annotation, molecular function: fructose-2,6-bisphosphate 2-phosphatase activity. Gene Ontology annotation, cellular component: cytosol. Gene Ontology annotation, biological process: regulation of pentose-phosphate shunt; negative regulation of programmed cell death; fructose 1,6-bisphosphate metabolic process.